CGGGAGACUGCGCGUGCGCGGCCGCCUGACCGUGUUCCGGGAAGAACGUUCCCAGCCUCCUUGUCUCGCUGGGCAGCAUGAAGGCCGGAGAGGAAGCCGGAGGAGCGGACAGCGAGGGGCCACGGAAGCUAGGACUCUGCGUCCUCUGCGGCCUGCCUGCUGCAGGAAAAUCGACCUUCGCGCGGGCCCUGGGCCACCAGCUGCGGCAACAGCGCGGCUGGGCAGUCGGCGUCGUCGCAUACGAUGACGUCAUGCCGGACGCUUUCCUCGAGCAGCCCUCUCAGUGGAAAUUGCUUCGACAGGAACUGUUGAAGUACCUAGACUGCUUCUUGAUGGCUGUCGUUAACGAGUGUCAGAUGUCUGCCCCACCCGACAGAACUGAAGCCAUGUGGGAAGAUUUUAUUACUUGUUUAAAGGAUCAAGAUCUGGUAUCUUCUGCAGCGCUUGAGGCCCAGUCUUGCUACCUCUUAACGAAGACUGCUGUUUCCAGAUCUUUGUUUUUGGUUUUGGAUGACAACUUUUAUUAUCAAAGCAUGAGAUAUGAAGUCUACCAGUUGGCUCGGAAAUAUUCAUUAGGCUUUUGCCAGCUCUUUUUAGAUUGUCCUAUUGAGACCUGUUUACAGAGGAAUGGCCAGAGGCCAAGGGCAGUGCCAGCUGAGACCAUUCAUCUGAUGAGAAGAAAGAUAGAAAAGCCCAACCCUGAGAAAAAUGCUUGGGAACACAACAGCCUCACAAUUCAGAGUCCCGCGUGUUCUUCCGAAGCCAGCCUGGAGGUGACUGAUUUAUUGCUUACUGCUUUGGAGAAUCCAGUAAAAAAUGUCGAGGACAAUUGGGAACAGAAGGAAACAGACAGAAUUAUUUGUUCAGCUAGUACUCUUCAUCAAGCUGAUCAGAUGCUCCGAAGAAUUAUCUCUCAGACAAUGAAGGAAGCAAAAGGUGAACAAGUGCCUCCUUACAACUUGAAGCUUCUAGCAGAAGAACUUAACAAGCUCAGAGCAGAGUUUUUGGAAGACCUAAGACAAGGGAGCAAUAAAAAGUAUCUGUGCUUUCAGCAAACCACUGGCAUAUCAGAUGUCAUUUCUUUUUUUCAUUAUGAGAAAGAUAACAUUGUACAGAAGUAUUUUUCAACGCAGCAUUAA
Messenger RNA from Loxodonta africana (African savanna elephant), 1139 nucleotides. RefSeq names its product phosphoseryl-tRNA kinase (gene PSTK). Lineage: Eukaryota; Metazoa; Chordata; Mammalia; Proboscidea; Elephantidae. The transcript is spliced from 6 exons. Gene Ontology annotation, molecular function: kinase activity; tRNA binding. The coding region runs from base 78 to 1139 and encodes 353 amino acids. The record is from RefSeq and is a predicted model, not a curated record.